ACAGCCCAUAGUGAAGGAAUAGAGAUGGGUCCAGCCCAAAACGGAGGAAUCCUCUCCAAUCUCUCUCUCAGCCGGAGCCGGCCACCGCUCGCUUCCCUGCCGCUGCACGCCGUCGGAAAUUCGCAGGCUGCCGCACUUCGCAGCUCGACCCUCGUGCCGGUCACCGCCUAAGCUGAGCCAGGCGGCCGCCAUUCGCAGCACCCGUACGUGCUCCAUCGAGGAGGCGGCACCUGUGUGGAGGAGGCGGUGGGAGCUCCGUGCUCUGAUCGCCGUAGUCUCUUGCCGCACUAUUGAGUUUUCCCCUGCUAUGCACCCAGUCUCAGUUACCCUCCAGCCAUUCGCUGCAACUCCUAAUCUCAUCCGAAGGAGCACUGUUGUGACGAAUUCUCUUCAUUUUGCAAAAUUGCGAAGAAUUGGAAGAAAUAGUGGAAACCUAGCCAUGAGUUGCAAACCAGAUCCUGCUUUUGGUUCAGAAACUUCUGGAGGAGACGAUUUUACUGUGGGGGACAAGGAUGCUGUGAUAAUUGUAGAUCAUGGAUCACGGCGUCAAGAAUCUAAUCUCAUGCUAAACGAUUUUGUUGCCAUGUUCAGGUCGAGGACUGGUUACAGGAUCGUCGAGCCUGCUCAUAUGGAGUUGGCUGAGCCUACUAUUAAGGAUGCUUUUGGAAAAUGUGUGCAACAAGGAGCAUCCCGUGUUAUUGUUUGUCCAUACUUCCUUUCCCCUGGACGACACUGGAAGCAAGAUAUCCCUGCUUUAUCAGCAGAGGCAUCUAAGGAGCACUCAAAUAUACCCUAUAUUGUCACUGCCCCUCUUGGACUGCAUGAGCUUAUGGUGGAUAUUAUGAACGAUCGCAUCAAAUACUGCCUGAGACACGUUGCAGGUGAUGUCGAUGCGUGUACAGUAUGUGCUGGAACUGGAAAAUGCCGCCUCUACUCCUGAUGGCAAAUACCUAGAAGGCUACUCGUUCUAUAUAUGCGAUGGUGGAUAGUGCAGUUAUAAUCUGGAUAACUGUGGCAAUGGUAUUUCAAAGCAGUUUUGUUUUUCAGUUUACUAAUCGGUCCGAGUAAAUCUUUUUCUCUUAUAUGAGAUCGUAUGAGCAUGUAUCCUUGUUCCUUGUCUCUGCCUGCAACCACCAAAAGUUACAAUUGUAAUACUGGUCUCAACGAUUUUGUUCAGCUUGCAAAUCUUACUGUCCAUAUUCCGAGUAGACGGUCUUAAUUAGUUGUUUUCAUUUCCUUCGUGUAUAUUGCAUAUACAACAUAAUAAACGAAUGAUUCAAACCAUA
Molecule: messenger RNA, 1286 nt
Organism: Phragmites australis (common reed)
Lineage: Eukaryota; Viridiplantae; Streptophyta; Magnoliopsida; Poales; Poaceae
Product: sirohydrochlorin ferrochelatase, chloroplastic-like
Exons: 7
Coding region: 308-940 (210 amino acids)
Molecular function (GO): lyase activity
Source: RefSeq, a predicted model, not a curated record